This is a messenger RNA of Urocitellus parryii (Arctic ground squirrel), 5049 nucleotides long. It is a transcript of the gene Azi2, whose product is annotated as 5-azacytidine induced 2. NCBI's taxonomy places the organism in Eukaryota, Metazoa, Chordata, Mammalia, Rodentia, Sciuridae. The record is from RefSeq and is a predicted model, not a curated record. Gene Ontology annotation, cellular component: cytoplasm.
CCGACGACGCCAGCCGGCGCCGACGGGCCUGGGUCUCUCUCUCGCGCGCGCGCGCGUUGCUGGGUAACGGGCCUGCUCCUGUGGCCGCCGGGCCCCUCCUGCCUCGGCUCGCCCCUCCUUCCAGAACCCCCAGGGCUCCUGCCCAAGGGCAGGGCUGCGUCGCGAGCUCCGCUGAGGCAGAAGAAAUGGGAAUCCCUUUGCGGCGCACCUGGAGCCGCCACCUUCUCUGGGGAAGCAGCGGUGUCUUCGAGGAAACCGGAAGCCCUUGGUGACCCCUGGCGACCUGGGUUGUUUUCAGGCGGUUUCCGUACACUGGGGAAUCGAAACUCGGCGGCCCCAGGGGCGGCCCCACGUAGCCAGGGUUCAGGCUGUCAUGGAUGCACUAGUAGAAGAUGAUAUCUGCAUCCUCAAUCAUGAAAAAGCCCAUAGAAGAGAUACAUUGACUCCUGUAUCAAUAUAUUCAGGAGAUGAGUCUGUUGCUUCACAUUUUGCUCUUGUCACUGCAUAUGAAGACAUCAAAAAACGACUUAAAGAUUCAGAGAAAGAGAACUCUUUCUUAAAGAAAAGAAUAAGGUUUUUGGAAGAAAAGCUUGUAGGAGCUCGAUUAGAUGAAGAAACAAGUUCUGUGGGACGAGAACAAGUAAAUAAGGCCUACCAUGCAUAUAGAGAAGUUUGCAUUGAUAGAGAUAAUUUGAAGAGCAAAUUGGACAAGAUGAAUAAAGACAACUCUGAAUCUUUGAAAGUAUUGAAUGAGCAGCUACAAUCUAAAGAAGUAGAACUCCUCCAGCUAAGAACAGAGGUGGAAACUCAGCAGGUGAUGAGGAAUUUAAAUCCACCUUCAUCAAACUGGGAGGUGGAAAAGUUGAGCUGUGACCUGAAGAUCCAUGGUUUGGAACAAGAGUUGGAACUGAUGAGGAAAGAAUGUAAUGAUCUUAAAAUUGAGCUGCAAAAAGCCAAACAAAUGGAUCCACCUCAGGAAGACAGUAUGAAGAGCAGAGAUCUCCAAAAACUAAGCAUUUCAAGUGAUAAUAUGCAACAUGCAUACUGGGAACUAAAGAGAGAAAUGUCCAAUUUACAUCUGGUGACUCAAGUACAAGCUGAACUACUACGAAAACUGAAAACCCCAACUGCAAUCAAGAAAGCCUGCACACCAAUAGGAUGCAUGGAAGACCUUGGGAAAGAAGGAACGAAACUGCACUUGACAAAUUUCACUGCAACAUACAAAAGACAUCCCCCUCUGUCACCAAACGGCAAAGCUCUCUGUCAUACUACAUCUUCUCCUUUACCAGGAGAUAUAAAGGUUUUAUCAGAGAAAGCACUUCUCCAAUCAUGGACAGAUAAUGAGAGAUCCAUUCCCACUGAUGGUACAGACUUUCAGGAACACAACUCUUAUGGCAGAAAUUCUCUGGAAGAUAAUUCUUGGGUAUUCCCAAGCCCUCCUAAAUCAAGUGAGACAGCAUUUGGGGAAACUAAAAGUAAAACUUUGCCUUUACCCAACCUACCACCAUUGCAUUACUUGGAUCAUCAUAAUCAAAACUGCCUUUAUAAGAAUUAAUUCUGAAGAGAUUCAUGAUUUGAUCAUGAGGACACUCUCUCUCUCAAUGGUUCUCCAAGGAAGUUAUUUAACAAACUGAAAGUGGGCUUUGAUUAAAAUUUUGCAGAGUUCUUCAGUAUAUACAUUCAAACACACUGUACGAUAUUAUGUAGUUGAUUUUCUAGUAUGAAAGAAGAGUACCUCCAGCUCCAUAUUCUAAGAAUCACAUAUGUGUUACUGUACUAAUUUAUAAACUUAAGGUGUUUCAAAAAGACAAUUCUACCUUUGAUAAAAAUUGUAAAAUUUUGCCUCGAAGAUAAGGGAAUUGGAUAUUUUUAGACAUGGUUUUAUGAAGUGUGUGAAAGGCCUAGACAUCUAUCCAUAAAAAUAAAAGGAAGCCUUGAAAACAGGGAAAAAACCAUGUUCACUGGUUCAGAUAUGCAUAAAGGAGCAAAUGGCAAUGCAAAUAAGUUAAUAUUCUAUUGACUUUAUGAUGCAUAGAGAUAAGAAAUAUCAUAAUGGAAUAAAAAUGACUAGGUCAUUAUAUCUCUAUGGUAUUGUGUUUUAGACAUUAAGAUUUAAAUAAUAAUACUUUAGAAUUGCAAUUUGAAUUCUAAGACUUGAAAUGACCAUUGAAGCCAGCUUUGUCCCAGUACAUUCAAGUCCUAAAUGGAUAAAAAGAUGAAAUAGUUAACAAACUAUGUGGUAUGUGAAUAAACUAUUAUAACCUUAUACACCAUUCAAUUAGAAGUAGAAAGAGCAUCUUAAAAGUUUUGAGUCUAAUCUGUCCCUCUGGUGGUCCAUAAUGAAAAUUUAAAUGUGUAUAACUGUAUAGUCAUUUUCUUCAAAGGGAAUAUUGCUGCUUGUUGUAUAAAGCAGUUUAUAAAUUGUUAGACUUUGUUUUGAAAUGUAGUACUUGAGAAAGUUAUUUUUGAAUUACAAAAUUUCACUCUAGAACUAAAUUUUGUGCUGCAUUGAUAUAGUACAAUCAUGAAAUAUCCCCAAACUCAUUCUAACAGGUCAUUUGUAAAUAAGUAAGGAAAUAACAAAGGUGGCUUCACAGGAAAAUUGACCUGAAUUCUUUCAGGAUAGAAAUAUUAAUAAUAGUAAUAAUAUUUUACUUGGUUCAUACACCUUUUGCCUAGGAUACAGUGUUUCAUGUAGGAAGGACUUUAUCCUUUUUGAUAGACAGUUCAUAUAUCUUAAAUUCAAAAGAGUAUCACAGAUCUUUUCCAUAUUAUUGAAUAGCAUACACAGACAAUGUUCACCAUUCUUUUUCUCUAUUAUCUUACUCACUUAUUCAAGCUUGUCUGUGAUUAAUGGAAUUGAAGUCAGAUGCUGGAAUUUAUUCUGACCAGCGAACACAGCUGACUCAAGGGAGUACAGUCUUCUGCCAAGUAAUAGAACAAAACCCAAUAUGCAUAAAACAAAUAUAAGAUUCCAGGCUUUAGCUGAAGGAAGCAACUACCUGUGUAAUAACAAAGCAGCAUAAACUAUUUCUCAUGUGGCUGCAUAGGCUGUAUAUUAUCUCUAAUCUCUAAUGUGGCUUACUGGUUUGCCUUUUUUAAAACCAUGAUUGGAAAUUUCCCUUCGUAAAGUCAGUCAGUCUUACGAGAUAAUGGCUUGAUUAAUGUUUUGAACAAUGCCAAGAAAUUGUUUAAUUAAAAUUAUUUUUGUUUGAAAUGGAAGUGGAUGUGAAAUAAUAUCCUUGCUUAUAUACUACAAGGUCUGGUACUGAUUGUUAGUUGUUAAUUUGAUUCGUAUAACAGACAUUUGUCUUGUUUAAUUGACUUUGAGUGGAGAAAAUUCCCUCCAAAAGACAGUGAUGAUAGCAAUCAAACAGGUAUGCUAUUCUUACUAAAGUCUAAUGCACAUUUAGCACUUAAACUAUUAAGAAUAGUCAUUGAAUUACUUCUUACUAAAGUCAUAUGCACAUAUAAUACUUAAACUAUUAAGAAUAUCAGUGAUGUUCUUAAUAGUUUAAGUGUUAACUGUGCAUAAGAAUUAAUCAAAAAUAUUUUACCCACAGAAAAUUUUAUCAUCUGUUCUCAUUAAGAUUCAAAAAGAAAUGAUAAAAUUGGCCCAUCUGUGGCUUACAAUCUUUUUAAAAUGGAAACUUUUAUGUCGAUCUCUUAUACUAACUAAACACUCCAAAAAUUUUAGAUUUCUUUUUGUAAGAACCGAGUUCAACACAUCUAUAACCCAACAAUAUAGAGAGAACACAAAUAAUUUUUAAAAAGCUACAUUUCCUUCCUCUUAUUAGCUUGAGGUAGAAUUUAUUUCUCUGAAAGGAAGAUUCUUUUAUUGACUAUCUGCCAAAAUGGAACUGAAUUCACAUGUAGAAUAGUGACAUACCUAUGUGAAACAUUAGAAAAUAAAUAGUAAAUUCAUUGAAUCGUGGAGGAAAGUUAUGACCUUUAUCCAGAAAAGCUACUUGGAAAAGGUAAAUUUUAAAGGGUAACAUCCUAUGAAUUGUCACAUACAGACGGAAUAUAAACAAAGGUACCAGUAAGCAAGCAAAGUACAACUGCCUCAGUCCAAUAAGUAGACUUGAGUGUGGUGAGGCAURAAUAAAGUCUCCAAUGAAUGGUUCGUUUUUGCUAUGAGAAAGAAGGAUGAGUACACUGUAUAAUUUGUCUAGUACCUAUGGAGGAUGUGACAUCUAUAUAAGCUAAUUUUCCACAUAAAAUUGAAGUUGUCUUGUGCAACGCCCUGGAUUUGAUCCCCAACACCAACAAAAACAAAAAUUUGAAGUUGGCUACUUUAAUUUUCAUUAAAAUAGUCACAGACUGUAUAUUUGUACCAGCCUCUGUAACUGUUUUGCCUUUUCUCCAUUUGAGUCACUUAAAAAAAAGAAAAAUGACAGUCCUGUGCUUUAGGAAAUGUAUCAGUAUCAGAAGGUGAACAGGGGAAUAUAGGCUUAUUAGCCCCUAUUCUGUGUGGACUCCAGAUUUUGAUAUUUGCUUUAUUUUUGUCUGUUCUACUAAUCUCCCUCCUUUUGAUCUGUGGCCUGGGAAAAGUGUAGUUCCUUUGUAUUUCAAAUAAGAGUAAAAUCAUUCUUUGAGUGGUUAACUCAAGAGUAUGAGUAAAGUGGGAACUUGAACAUCCAUUGAUUGUAUUGCAUUUAAAUUAUUAAGUCCUUUUUUUCCCCUAAAUCAGCUAUUUCAUGGGAUUGGGACCAAAGUUAAAUCUUGUUUUGUAAUUAAGUUUCUGGUUUUGAUUUUAAUGAGGACUAUGUGGAAACAGAAAAUUUACUUAUCUGUAAACUGGUUAUAGUGGCUGUGGUGCACAGCUAAUAGCUCCUGGGGUUGUGGGUGGGGGGGAUGACUUUUUAAUAUAAUAUCAGCCUGGGCCCAAAUUAUGGCAUUGGGACAGAAAUUUAUUACAUUACUUUCUGUGUCCACUAUUUUACAAGGUAUGUUUAUUCAUCCUAAGGAUGAGUUUUUAAAAAGAAAAAGUAUUUUCAAUAAUCAAGUUAACAUAAUUAACUUGAUCAAAAAACAAUUUCUUUUUUU